AUGGAUGAUUUAAUAUUGAGAAAGUAAAUUAUAACUUAUAAGAUCUACAAGGGAAUUAAUUUUUAAUGACAUAAAAAACCCAGAAAUCUUGAAAAAUAUAGAAUAAAUUAAGUAUCUUUCAUGGUACGGAGAGUAUGAUCAAAAUAAAAGGAAAAUUGGAAAGUGGAAAGCUUAUUGGAAUGGAAAUGAAUUACGAGAUGUCGGGGGGUAUUACUAGAAUGGAUUAAAAUAAGGUUUAUGGAAAGAGUUAUUUAAGAAUUAUUGGAAGUAAAUAUUAAAUAAUAAUAAAUUAAUAGCUAAGCAUAGGUAUAUGAAAUUGGAGAAUAUUUUAAUGAUUAAAAAAGAGGGAGAUGGAAUUUUAUCUAUGAAAAUAAAAAGAUGUAUUAUUAUUAAUAAAAGGUAGUGGUUUUGGAUCAUACAAAGAGCAAGGUUUAAAGGAAGGGAAGUGGAAAGAGUUGAGUGAUAAAUUUUGGGAAGGAUCAUAAGUUACUUAUGAUGGUGAAUAUCAAAAUGGCAAGAAAGUUGGCAAAUGGGAUAUUUAGUAUUAGAACACCCACGAUAAUAAAUAGAUGUAAGAAUUAUAAAUUUAUUUUAGCGGUGGUGGAUUCUAUCAUCAAGGACCUAACGAGAUUAAGAUUGGGACAUGGAUUGAAAUAAGUAAUGGGUUUUGGAGAGAUUAAUAAAUCACCAAUAAAGGAUUGUAUAAAUAUGGGAAAAAGGUUGGUUUAUGGGAUAUUUGGUAUCAAAUCAAUUUUGGUAUAAAAAAAUAUUUCAAGAUGUAAAAAAUUAUGGGUAAACGACAUAGUGGUGAUGGAUCAUAUGAUGAAGAAGGAGACGAAAUCAAAAAUGGAAAAUGGAUUGAAUUGAGUGAUGGAUUUAGAGAUUACUCAUAAAUUAUUCAUAAAGGUAGAUAUAAAAAUGGAAAAAAAAUUGGUAGAUGGAGAAUUUAUUGGAGAUUUGAUAAAUAUCAUUAAAUGUAAAAUUAUAACUUAUAACAAAUGUGAUAGUGGUGGUGGUUAAUAUGAUCAAGAAGGAAAUGGAAUGAAGAUUGGGGAUUGGAUUGAAGAAAGUGAUGGGUUUUGGAGGCAUUCGUUUGUCACCUAUAAUGGUAAAUAUCAAAAUGGGGAAAAGGUUGGUAGGUGGGAUACAAAACUCAAUACAAAAUAAAUGUACACAUUAUUUUUACAACAAUUAUUUAGUGGUGGUGGUUUUUAUAGUGAAAAAGGUGAUGGGAUGAAGAUGGGCAGAUGGAUUGAGUUAAGAAGAGGGUUUUGGAGAGAUUUGUAAGUCAUCUAUGAUGGUGAAUAUAAAAAUGGAAACAAGGUAGGUAGAUGGGAUAUUUUAUUUUUAAGAGAAAAUGAGAAAGAAUUUACAAAGAUGUAAAAUGUUUUUACUAAACUUCUUAGUGGCGGUGGUUCAUAUGAAGAAAGUGGCAAUGGUUAUAAAAUAGGGAAAUGGAUUGAUUUGAGUUAUGAUUUUGAAAAAUAGAAUUAAAUAAUUUAUUGUUGUGAAUACAAUAAUAAUAAAAUAGUUGGUAAGUAAGUGAAAGUUAAUUUAUAAAAUGUAGUUGGUGAAACACAAUGUGAUAAUUGA
Messenger RNA from Paramecium primaurelia, 1593 nucleotides. The record is from the annotation of a GenBank genome assembly. Lineage: Eukaryota; Ciliophora; Oligohymenophorea; Peniculida; Parameciidae.